UCUUCUUCGGCUUCUUUCCUCGUUUCCCCUCCCCCUUCUUCCUUUUGAAAGUUUCUUUUUUUUUCCUCCGAGUUUGACCGCAUGGCUGAUUCAACUUCAGUGUCAAUCAACUUUUUUUCCCUCCUCUUCCUCAUUUAAAUAAGUUUAAAGCUCCUCCUCCCCCGGCCCACCAAAUCUGAACUUUAUAAAUUGGGCUUCGCGCGCUGCGGCCGAGGAGAGUCAGAAAGGCGAGGGGCGCCGGGAGCAGGCGUGUGGGACUCCAGACCCGAGAGCCGGAGGCUGCGCCUUCCCCGCACCGAGACCUUCGCGACACACCAGAUCCCCGUCCCUGCCCCGUGCGAGCGCCCAGGAUGACCACCACCCUCGUGUCUGCCACCAUCUUCGACUUGAGCGAAGUUUUAUGCAAGGGUAACAAGAUGCUCAACUACAGUACUCCCAGUGCAGGGGGCUGCCUGCUGGACAGGAAGGCGGUGGGCACCCCUGCCGGUGGGGGCUUCCCCCGGAGGCACUCGGUCACCCUGCCCAGCUCCAAGUUCCACCAGAACCAGCUCCUCAGCAGCCUCAAGGGCGAGCCGGCCCCAGCUCUGAGCUCUCGCGACAGCCGUUUCCGAGACCGCUCUUUCUCAGAAGGGGGCGAGCGGCUGCUGCCCACCCAGAAGCAGCCGGGGAGUGGCCAGGUCAACUCCAGCCGCUACAAGACGGAGCUCUGCCGGCCCUUCGAGGAGAACGGCGCCUGUAAGUACGGGGACAAGUGCCAGUUCGCGCAUGGCAUCCACGAGCUCCGAAGUCUGACCCGUCACCCCAAGUACAAGACGGAGCUGUGCCGCACCUUCCACACCAUCGGCUUUUGCCCAUAUGGGCCCCGCUGCCACUUCAUCCACAACGCCGAGGAGCGCCGCGCCCUGGCCGGGGCCCGGGACCUCUCCGCCGACCGUCCCCGCCUCCAGCAUAGCUUUAGCUUUGCGGGGUUUCCCAGUGCCGCCGCCACCGCCGCUGCCACGGGGCUGCUGGACAGCCCCACGUCCAUCACCCCACCCCCCAUCCUGAGCGCCGAUGACCUCCUGGGCUCACCCACCCUGCCAGAUGGCACCAAUAACCCCUUCGCCUUCUCCAGCCAGGAGCUGGCGAGCCUCUUUGCCCCUAGCAUGGGGCUGCCUGGGGGUGGCUCCCCAACCACCUUCCUCUUCCGGCCCAUGUCCGAGUCCCCUCACAUGUUUGACUCUCCCCCCAGCCCUCAGGAUUCGCUCUCGGACCAGGAGGGCUAUCUGAGCAGCUCCAGCAGUAGCCACAGUGGCUCUGAUUCCCCCACCUUGGACAACUCAAGACGCCUGCCCAUUUUCAGCAGACUUUCCAUCUCAGAUGACUAAACCAGGGUCUACAGGAAGGAAGACUGAAAAAGUGGAUGAAGAUUGUGACAUAAGUGGGACUUUGUGAUUUAAUUUUUUUUCUUUUCUUUUUUUUUUUUAAGUGGGGAGGAUGGGGAAGCUAGAUGGACUAUGAGAGACUUGAUUUUGGUGCUAAAGUUCCCCAGUUCAUAUGUGACAUCUUUAAACAAAAAAAUAACAAAAAAAAUGAGAGAAAAGCUAAAAAAACAUGUAAGGGGUGAGCAGUUAAUGGUAUUCAUUCCACAUACAAUAUCUGUGUAAAACGAUUUCCUGUAGAAGUAGCUUUAAUGGUUUUUGCUCUAGAAUACCGUAGGUCUAUCCUUAGAGCACUCACGCCAUGCUUUUUUCCCUGGGUUUUAAACUUCAUAUAACUUUCAGAAAUUGGAGAGCAAAAAUUUUGCUUGUCACUGCACAUCAAUAUAAAAAAGCUUAUUUAACUUAUCAAAACGUAUUUAUUGCCAAAACUAUGCUUUUUUUUGUUAAUUUUGUUCAUAUUUAUCGGGAUGACAAAUCCAUAGAAUAUAUUCUUUUAUGUUAAAUUAUGAUCUUCAUAUUAAUCUUAAAAUUUUGUGACGUGUCUUUUUCCUUUUUUUUUCCACAGUUUUAAUAUAUUAUUCUUCAACGACAUUUUUUGUAACUUUACACUUUUUUUGGUUAUUUUAUUUUAAAAAAAUGAAAAAUUAAUUUAAAAAAAUGCAAAAAACUGUUGGAUUAUUUAUUUUAGAAAUUUCCCCCCUUUGUGUUGGACUGCAAAUUGAGUUUCUUCUUCUUUAGGCCUUUUCACAGCUAGGACUGAGAAUGUAUGUCAAAGUUCUGUGACAGUACAGAAGGAAAACAACUUUUAUGUAUGGCUUCUAAAAGGGAAAAAAAAAAAAGAAACCCUUUGACUU
Messenger RNA from Neomonachus schauinslandi (Hawaiian monk seal), 2275 nucleotides. It is a transcript of the gene ZFP36L1, whose product is annotated as ZFP36 ring finger protein like 1. The transcript is spliced from 3 exons. Lineage: Eukaryota; Metazoa; Chordata; Mammalia; Carnivora; Phocidae. The coding region runs from base 351 to 1367 and encodes 338 amino acids. The record is from RefSeq and is a predicted model, not a curated record. Gene Ontology annotation, molecular function: mRNA binding; metal ion binding.